AUGAAGUCUGCGGUCGUCUUUGGUUUCGUCACCUUUGGUGCACUGGUGACCACUCAAGCCGUCCAGUCAAAGCCAUUCAAUUUGGUCCUACAGUCCGACAAGGAGGAUCUCAACGGCCGUGCCUUGGCUACGUGUCACACGGGCGCCGCUGUUGAAUCAAUUUGCGUGCUCCAGGACAGAAGAGCCGUUUUCCACCUCAACACCACCCAAGGUGGCCAGGCCGGCCCCGGCGGUAUUCCCGGUAUUCUGACUUGGACUUUGCCAACCCAGCCACCGACCCCUUCCAGCAUGUCCUUCUACACGGAUCCGUCUACCAAUGUCGCCCUUCCCCUAUUCUAUCCUGGAGCCAGCAACGUUCGGUACGUCGGCUUCGAUGACGACAACCUCAUGAACAUUGUCAGCUACCUCGACGAUACGAAAUCACCACCCGACGGCCAGACACCGCACGUUCUAAAGCGAUGGUACGUUUGCACCACGUACAACAUGGGCUACACCUACCAGACUCUUACCUGGGUCUUGGGCAACGCAAAUCCACAGAAUCCCAGCUGUGCAAGUGUCAAUGUCAAGAGAAAGUUUGUUUAG
Molecule: messenger RNA, 582 nt
Organism: Metarhizium album ARSEF 1941
Lineage: Eukaryota; Fungi; Ascomycota; Sordariomycetes; Hypocreales; Clavicipitaceae
Exons: 2
Coding region: 1-582 (193 amino acids)
Source: RefSeq, a predicted model, not a curated record